Messenger RNA from Magnolia sinica, 1878 nucleotides. RefSeq names its product CAAX prenyl protease 1 homolog. Bases 208 to 1482 code for a protein of 424 amino acids. The transcript is spliced from 14 exons. NCBI's taxonomy places the organism in Eukaryota, Viridiplantae, Streptophyta, Magnoliopsida, Magnoliales, Magnoliaceae. Gene Ontology annotation, cellular component: endoplasmic reticulum membrane. Gene Ontology annotation, biological process: CAAX-box protein processing. Gene Ontology annotation, molecular function: metalloendopeptidase activity. The record is from RefSeq and is a predicted model, not a curated record.
UCCAACCGAGCAAGCUCGAGCCUGUAAGUAAAGAUUUUCCAUCCUCUCUUCUUACCGCUCUGACGUCUACCAUCGCUCCGGACUCCGUCCGGCCAAAUCGGGUCGGAAAAUAUCCGCCCAAUUUCUUUUUCGUCUAGCUUCUAUAAAUACCCCUCCAUACGACAAAUACCAAUCCCAAACUCUCUCUCUCUCUCGCUGUAUUCCAAAAUGGCUUUUCCGUACAUGGAAGCGGUUAUAGGCUUUAUGGUCUUGAUGUACAUCUUUGAGACAUAUCUGGAUAUACGGCAACAUGCAUCUCUAAAGCUGCCAAUUCUUCCUAAACCUUUGGUUGGAGUGGUCAGUCAAGACAAAUUUGAGAAGUCUCGAGCAUAUAGUCUUGAUAAAAGCAACUUCCACUUUAUUCAUGGGGCUGUAACCAUACUAAUGGAUACCACAAUUUUGUUCUUUGGUGUGCUGCCAUGGUUUUGGAAGAGAUCUGGAGACUUUCUGGUGCACAUGGGCCUUAAUUCAGAGAAUGAAAUACUUCACACCCUUGCAUUCUUAGGAGGUGUUAUGAUUUGGUCACAGAUCACUGACUUGCCAUUUUCACUGUACUCAACUUUUGUGAUUGAGUCCCGCCAUGGUUUCAAUAAACAAACAAUAUGGUUGUUCUUUAGGGACAUGUUCAAGAGCAUUUGCCUUUCCAUCUUACUCGGACCUCCAAUUGUGGCUGCAAUCAUUGUAAUAGUACAGAAAGGAGGACCUUACUUGGCUAUUUACCUUUGGGGCUUUAUGUUUGUUCUGUCGAUUGUGAUGAUGACGCUAUAUCCUAUCCUAAUAGCUCCACUCUUCAAUAAGUUCACCCCUCUUCCUGAAGGAGGACUUAGAGAGAGAAUUGAGAACCUAGCCUCCUCCCUCAAGUUUCCUUUGAAGAAGCUUUUUGUUGUUGAUGGGUCUACAAGGUCAAGCCAUAGUAAUGCAUACAUGUAUGGGUUUUUCAACAACAAGCGCAUUGUUCUUUAUGACACAUUGAUCCAACAGUGCAAAAAUGAGGAGGAAGUUGUUGCUGUUCUUGCCCACGAACUUGGGCAUUGGAAACUCAAUCAUACAAUGUAUUCCUUCAUCGCGGUGCAGAUUCUCACGUUUCUGCAAUUUGGAGGAUAUACUCUUGUGAGGAACUCAAAGGAUCUGUUUCUAAGUUUUGGGUUUGAUACACAACCAGUCCUCAUCGGGCUCAUAAUUUUUCAGCACACUGUUAUACCUCUUCAGCACCUUGUAAGCUUUGGUCUUAACCUUGUAAGCCGAGCUUUCGAAUUUCAGGCUGAUGCUUUUGCAAAGAAGCUUGGCUAUGCCUCGCCACUUCGAGCAGGCUUAGUGAAAUUGCAGGAGGAAAAUCUGUCAGCAAUGAAUACGGACCCAUGGUACUCAGCUUACCAUUAUUCUCAUCCCCCACUAGUUGAGAGGCUGGCGGCACUUGAUGAUUCUGACAAGAAAAGGGACUGAAACACACCUUGGCAAGUGGAUAUAAAUUGGGAUGAUGCCUGCAUUUCAUCAUCUAUUGUCUUAGAGCAAAGGGAGUUGCGAGACUUGCAUGAAAUCGAUGAUAUUUUUACCCCCUUGGGUGAAACUUGCAUUCAUUCCAUAACUUCAGUUGGGUCCCUAGUAAUACCUCAAUCACACUCCAAAGAAAGGGGAAAAACACACUCAGAUGUGUAGCAACUUAUAUUUUGAAUAUGUCAGCAGCCUGUGAAGUCUUUGAAGCUCAGUUUUUCUUCUUAGUUUCUUUUUUACUUCUUUUCUUCCUAGGCCAAUACCAUUUUGUAAGACAGUUUUAUGAAGUUGUACUUGAUCGCCAUUUCCUCUCCCUUCCAUCUAGAACUUGGUAGUCUUUUCAGUUCA